Exophiala viscosa is the source of this 1369-nucleotide messenger RNA. Its product is annotated as mitochondrial ribosomal protein subunit L20-domain-containing protein. Gene Ontology annotation, cellular component: mitochondrial large ribosomal subunit. NCBI's taxonomy places the organism in Eukaryota, Fungi, Ascomycota, Eurotiomycetes, Chaetothyriales, Herpotrichiellaceae. Bases 293 to 901 code for a protein of 202 amino acids. The record is from RefSeq and is a predicted model, not a curated record. Gene Ontology annotation, molecular function: structural constituent of ribosome. The transcript has a single exon.
UUUCUCCGAAUUGGCUCGCUGGUCGAUUGCAACUGAAUGUCAAGGUCCAACUCCAGCUUUCCUUCAGCAGUAACAGCAAACUUGUGACCGGGAGUCUGUCGUUGGAGUUCGCAGGCCGGAAUAUUAUAAUCGGACAUCCCGCCAUUUCCCGGAUACCACAAUGUCGUUCUGGCGAUAAAUCCACCUCGACUCAAAAAAUACUGCUACUGCACCAGCUACUUCUGGUAGCAAUCUCAAGCUCCGAAGUUACUCGGACUUGAACUCGUUGGAUACAAGACGACAUUUGGCCAGGAUGAAGUCGGCGACCAUAUUCUCUCAGCCCUUGACGGCAUCGUCGCGAUUCUACAAGCUUUGCGCUCAGAUCCUGCAACCAUCUUUUCGACGACACGAAUCCACCUACCGACGAGCGAGAUCGAAACUCAAUAUCAAGCCUGAUGCUUCUUUUCUGCCAUCAAAGACCGAGCAGCAUGAUCACAUAAUAUACAACCCUCCUCCCAGUAUGCCGAAUAUCUACCAUACACCAAACAUUUUCCUACCAAAGAAUGACCGAAGAAAAAUCAUGUCAGAUCCGGAAACACGCACCAAGCAAAUGCUACUGAGUCAACAGGUAUCGCCCAUGAAAGGUCACAGAGAGAAGCGGUAUCAUUUGACAGAAAAGGAGGUGGAAGAGAUGAAGCAGUUAAGGAAGGAUGACCCGAUGCAGUGGAGCGUCAAUCAUUUAGCGAAGAAGUUUGAUUGUUCCCCGAUAUUCGCCAUGUAUGCCACCGAAGGACUUGCGCCAGAGAAGCAAGAGCAGCAAAAGCUGGUUACCGAAGUUGUCAAGUCGCGAUGGGGAAAGAAGAGAAGAGAAGCACGCGAGGACCGGGCAUUGAGAAAAGAAAGGUGGUAUAGGGACGAAUAGUGGUGUACUAGGAAUACUGUGCCAACACGUAGAACGAGAAAGACUGUACUCUAAUACAUUACUGUCGUCGCAGGAUAUACACGGUUGUGGUGAUUUUCUUUCUGUCCAAGCGGUCCUAUACGAGAGUGUUCCUCCGAAAUCCGACAACCCUCGUUCAUCUUGGAGUCGAUUGGCGGAUUUGCUUCUUGUACUCUAGUUUGAGCGUAACGCAGGCCGAAUUACCCGCACAUAACCACAAUCGUCUUGAUAAACAUAUAUGCUGCAGUUCAGAACGAGCUUGAGCAUUCCAUCGAAGAGAUUCGCUCUGCCCAUUUCUGCCCUGAAGCCCAGCGUCCCUCGCCUGCGUCCAUCUGCAUUCACGCCGCUACGAACCUACUACGGUAAUAUCUCAGACGACAAGAUGGCACCUCAAUUAGAGCCUUAUUUCAAGAAGUAUGAGACAGACCUCGUUUGACCAGGCACGUUUGA